Haliotis rubra (blacklip abalone) is the source of this 1492-nucleotide messenger RNA. RefSeq lists its product as uncharacterized. Gene Ontology annotation, biological process: intracellular signal transduction. The record is from RefSeq and is a predicted model, not a curated record. NCBI's taxonomy places the organism in Eukaryota, Metazoa, Mollusca, Gastropoda, Lepetellida, Haliotidae. Gene Ontology annotation, molecular function: protein binding.
UCACCGGAAGUGAAACUUGUUUACAGUUUGUUACCUGCAGUUCAGCUGCCUCCAUGUGUUGAGGCAGUGUGUCAGCUGAUAUGUCAGACGGGUGACACUACGGCUGCUCCGAUGGACUAAUGUUGCUAUCCCCAAACAUGACCCUGGUGGCAACAGUAUAUGAUUCUUGGUGCCACUAAUAUGGAUUAUGAAAGUGACACAGAAAGAAAACUGUCUCCCACUUUGGCCAAGUCUAGAGCUCUGGAGAAUGCUAUCAUCAACAAUAGUUCCAGUGAACUGGACGGCUUGCUCAAACACAUCAAUGUCAACCUACCUCUUAACGACCGCCAGGAAACUGCUCUGAUCCUUGCAGUCAAACUCAGUCAUAUUGAUAUGGUCCAGAUCUUGCUCAAACAGAAACACUGUGAUAAAAAUUAUGUAAACAUUAGCAACUGUUCUCCGCUGGAUCUAGCACUGGUGACAACUUUUGACAACCGGCUAGAACCUCGCCAUGAGAUAUGUUGGCAGAUUGUGUCGGUUCUGUUGGAGAAUCAUGCAGAACCAGUGCGCAAGGAUGCCAUGAUGUAUGUGAUUCGCACAGCACUCAAAAUUGAGGACAAUGACUUUAUCUUCCGUAUUAUCGACACGUGCAUAGCUCAUGCAACAUCCCUACAGUUCCACGAGCUGCUGCUUCAGAAGCUGCACAGGCAUCAGCCCAUGUGUGCUGGGAUCAUAGACCCCUUCCUGCAACACUCGGCAGACUUCACUGUCAAACUCUUGAAGAUUGUCAAUGGUGAAAAUCUGUGUGUUGUUUUCAAUUCGUUUGAAUACUACAAAGAAUCUCACUGGGCCUGCAGAGAGACCAAGGCAUCCGUAUUCAAAAAACUGAUCCUUUAUGUGAGUGGGGCGGGGUGGCAUUACACAAAGGCGGAUGUGAGUGUCAUCAAGAAGAUCUGUCCCGAGACAGCUAGGUGGUGCUGGAGAUACGAGAGCAGUCCCCUGUCCCUGAGGCAUCACUGUCGGGUCACAGUCAGACGAAGUUUCACUUGUUUUGUACCUGAUGCCCUGGAUCAGAUGCAGCUUCCAGACACCAUUAAGAACUAUAUUUUGUUAGGAGAAAUUGACUUCUUGUUUAAGACAAAGGCCAUGAUGCUUGAUGAUUUCAUGUUUUAAUGUUCUUCACAUUGUGAAUAACCUCAGUGCCAUGUGGAACGCUGACAGGAAGUGAAUAGGGCAGAGCUUGAUACUGCGUCUACUGUGGUGCUGAUGAACAAGCAGGGUAUUCAUUCUCGGAGAUCAGCAAGUAUAUGCUGACCUCCAUUAGUAGUUUCAUGAACAGAGAGAUGGACGUUCUCAGGCUGCCAGACAAAAUAUGAACAGCGAUGAAAUCAGUCUAUGUUUGCUUUAAGACAAACAUUAAAGUUUUCACAAAACCAUCCUUUUUUUCUCCAUCCUAAGACAUUAUGUGAGUAUGUAAGCGCAGAUAGAACUCCAAUAAAACAUGGGUAAGGAA